Messenger RNA from Xyrauchen texanus (razorback sucker), 1795 nucleotides. RefSeq names its product UBX domain-containing protein 1-like. The record is from RefSeq and is a predicted model, not a curated record. The coding region runs from base 545 to 1534 and encodes 329 amino acids. Gene Ontology annotation, molecular function: protein binding. The transcript has 10 exons. NCBI's taxonomy places the organism in Eukaryota, Metazoa, Chordata, Actinopteri, Cypriniformes, Catostomidae.
AAAAGUAUUUUAACAUAAAAAAUUGGCCCCCAUUCACUUCCAUUGUAAACGACUCACUGUAAACAGAUGUUUUCUUUAAAGAAAAAGAGGAACGAGUUGAAAAUAAUGUUGUGGUUAUAAACAUUAUUCCACAGAUGCUGUCGAUUGAGCUCAACUUGUAUUGAACCCGGAAUAUUCCUUGAAUUUCUGAAGCUGUAUUGUAGGCUUCUGUGUAAUAAUAUAUAACAACAAGUUUAUAACCUAUAUAAUAAUUCUGUUUUAAUAAUAACUCUCAAUAGAAUUAUUAACUCAAUGAAAAGAUCAAGAGUGUGUUAUCUGGAGAUUUAUUUAUGUAUAAAUCCAUUUAUUACUGUGACUUAUUUAUUUGACUUUAGUUUAAGUGCUUUUUUUCAUUCAGUUGUUCACUUGUUUAUUUUAUGCUGUAUUAACCUAGCUCUUUGUUGUAUUUAUAUCCCCUCUACUGUUUCUAAAUUCAAAAUAAAAGCAUUUAAAAGAAAAAAGUACCAAUGGAAGACCACCAGGAAGGUCCUGGCGUUCCAGAGAAAUGCACAUUUUCCAACAGCUUCGCGAACUGUCCCACAUGUCCCAUACGAAUUGCCGUAGUUGUGUGUGGAUUGGAAGCGACACAGUGAUCACAAUGGCAGAGUACACUACAUUAGAAAGCUUGCUGGAAAUGGGCUUCAACAGAAACAGAGCGGAGAAGGCUGUAGCACAUACUGGAAACCAGGGCAUUGAGAGAGCAAUGGACUGGUUAAUGGAGCAUGAGAAUGAUCCAGAUAUAGAUGAGCCCUAUGUCCCACCUGUCAGGAAUGUUCUUGGCUCAACAGAAGAACAGAGCAGCCCAUGCCAGUCUCCUCCAGAAACCUCUGAAUUCACUGAAAAUGUAGCAGAAGACGGAGAUGCCAAACGACCCAUGACAGAGGAAGAGAGGCAGGAACAAGUAAAAAGACUGGAGGAGUUGAUGAGGGCGAGACAGGAGGAGAGGUCAGAGAGGGAGCGACAGGAGGAAAUAGAAAGAGAGAAGCAGAGGAGGAAGCAAGGACAAGAGCUGCUGCAAGUCAAACAGAAACUUCAGGACGAUGAAAUGAAGAAGCUGGCAGACCAGCGCAGGAGGGAGAAGAUGGAGGACAGACUUGCCAAGCAACGGGUUAAAGAGAAGAUUGCACGAGACAGAGAGGAGAGGGCGCGAAAGUUUGGAGGCUGUUCAUCAAGCACAGAUCUGUCAUCUCCCCCCUCUGAAGCCCCUACCCAGUCUCUACCGGACAACCAAGGGCCUCCGCAAGCCAAGAAAGACUACGAUGAAUGUCGGAUACAGGUGCGUCUUCUGGAUGGGUCUACCUUGAGUGCUGUCUUUAAGGCUCAGGAACCUCUGGCUGCUGUGAGAGUCUAUGUACAGAUGAACGGGGCAAAUGGAGUGGAUUUCAACCUCAUCACCCCAUACCCCAGACGUGUCUACACUGAUCUGGACAUGGAAAAACCCCUGCGUGAGCUGGGUUUGGUGCCUUCUGCAGUUCUUGUGGUUACCAAGAAAUGAAGGGAAACAAAUAUAAACACAGUGUUCUUCCACGUCCGUGCAAGAUCAAACAAAUAUCUCUGUGAAGACCAUCAAAUAAAUGAACUGCUACAAUGGUUUUACUCAAAAAACUGGCACACAUACACUGCAUUAGAACUGAGCUGACCAAUAACGUCCUUAAUCUUAAACCUGUUACUCCCAAUAAAAGGUUGAGUGAGUUUUCAUAAUAAUGAACCUUGAGAAGGUAGUUGUUAUUUUCUGUCAUGUAAAAAAAAAAAAAAA